AUGCAGUUUGAUGAUUUGCGUAAUAUAUACGAAAGACACGAGCAAACCAAAAAGGACCGAAUCAUAGUUUCAUUAUAGGAUAAAUACCUAAAUGCAAAUGGAUAUCUGUAGUUUCACGCUAUAAUUAACAUCAAUGUAAUCCAAGACAUGCAUUUAUCCUAUCUGGUACUCAUCAGAUGGAUAUAUUCAAACAACCAAUAUACAUAUAAAAAGUAACAAUUGUUGAUAAUCGAUGUACAUACUUUAUGUCAUAUCAGUGAUGAUUAGUAGAAUAGCAACGACAAGUAUGAAAGUAUUAAAAAGCGAUAAAGUGGAUGAAUGUUUACGUUAUUAUAUGUGAAAAUUUUAGAAGAAUAUUUUUAAAACACAUGGAGACACGUUUGUAUAAGAAAAGUAUUGAUGUUAAUUUGUUAAUCAGCCCACAAUCAAAUAUAUGGCUACGCUGAUAUAUUUUAUAACGGAUGAUUAACAUACACUAAUGAAGUAACACUAUUUAACUAUUGAGUCAUAUAGAACCUUAUAUGAUGGUAUGUUCAAAAGUAAACUUCUUAUGAGGCAUUAUUUGCUAUACUUAAAUUUUUCAUUCAUUAUCCUAUAUUUUAGUUUCAUAUGAGACGUAAAAAGCAGAAUAGUGAGGCAGAAACUGAGAUGACUGGAGUUCCAUCGAAUUAUAUGGAUAUACUUAAACCAACAUUAACAGAGAAAAGACUGCAAUUUAAUUUAAAUAUACCAUGGUCAAUUACUCCGAAAGGUUAUGCAAAGCUGAAUGAGAAAUUAACAUCACCAUGCAUCCCUCAUUCUGAUGGAAAAGCUGAUUCCAUGGCUAAUCGUGUGUACAGACAGAUAUUUCUCGAUUGUGCAAACAGUUCAAAUGGUUUUACUUCUUGUUCGAAAAGUGAAACAACUUACGCAAGUCCUACUGAGAUGAGAAACACAAAAAUUAGUCAGUAUGAAAUUAUUUCAGCCAAAAUGGCAGAAGCAAAACGACUUUAUGAAGAUCUUGAUUUUCCCGCAAAUAAUAGUUCAGUUGGAGACUUGCAACAACUCUUGGGCAAAAUAGAAUGGAAAAGACCUAAAGAUAUUAAUCCUUAUGCAGCUUUUUAUACAAAAUGUUAUUCUCGCUUUGAUGUUGAUCAAGGUGCUCUUGGUGACUGUUGGUUCAGUGCGGUUAUGGCUACAAUUACGAAAUAUCCUGCAUUGAUGAAUAACAUCAUACCACCAAAUCAAACUUUCAGAGGUACACUUUAUACAGGAGCAUUUGUGUUCAAUUUUUGGCGUUUUGGAGAAUGGGUGGAAGUUGUAAUCGAUGAUCGUCUACCAGUUCUUAAGGGAACAUGUAACUUAGUAUUCAUGCAUUCAACAGAUACAAAUGAGUUUUGGUCAUGCCUACUGGAAAAAGCAUAUGCCAAAUUAUGCGGUAGUUAUGCACAUCUAACUGGUGGAUUUCAAAGUGAAGCGAUGGAGGAUUUUACUGGCGGAAUAUGUACUACUGUUAUUUUGAAUCAAAAAGAACGUCCACCAAACCUAUUUAAAAUGAUGGAACACUACACAAAAACAUGUUGUAUUUUGGGUGCUGAUGUUGGUGGAGAUAAAAAUAAAAGACGAGAAAAAAUGGGACUGAUAGGUUCUCAUGCUUAUAGUGUAACUGGAGUUGCGAAAGUUAAUCAUCUCGGUAAAGAAGUGAAUUUAGUACGUUGUCGUAAUCCUUGGGGAGAAAAACAUGAAUGGAAAGGAUCUUGGUCAGAUAAUUCACCUGAAUGGAAAAAUGUUAAAUCUAAAGAUAAAAAAGUUUUACAGUAUAAAGCAAAAGAAGAUGGAGAAUUCUGGAUGUCGUUCGAGGAUUUUGAAAAGAAUUUCGCUCUACUUGAAAUAUGUCAUCUUGGAUACACAAGUUUAGACCAUAGAGAUGAAAUCGACAAAAAGAAAAGAUGUGAGGAAAUAUGUUUUACUGGUGAAUGGGUUGCAAAUGUAAAUGCUGGAGGAUCAUUUAACUAUCCAGAAUCAUUCUGUACAAAUCCACAGUAUUUAUUUACAAUUGGAGCUGACCACAAUGCUAAAGUUACUAAAACACAUAUCAUCGUAGGAGUUAUGCAAGAAUACAGAAGACUUUUUUAUGGCGGAGAUUAUUUGGCUAUAGGUUUUUCAAUAUAUGAAGUAUCUGAACUGCAAACUACAUGUCUUACAGCAGAAGAAUUAUUAUGCCGAAAACCAUUGUUAACAUCAGACUACAUUCCAAGACGUGAAGUAACAUUAGAAGCUGACCUUUUUCCUGGAACAUUUGUUAUAAUACCAUCAACAUAUAAUCCAAAUCAAGAAACACGAUUUAUUUGUCGGGUAUUCUCUACUGUAAAAAUGAAACAAUUAGAACUGGAUGAAGAGAAUCUAUACGAAGGCUUUCCAAAGUCAACACUGGAAGUUCUUCAAAAUAUCAUGUUAAAGGAACUUACUUCAUUGGAAUUAAAUUUUAAGCAGUUAUGUAAUCCAAUCACCGAAACAAUCAAUUCUAGAAUAUUAGGUACUAUUUUGGAUCAAUAUAAUUUUCGAGAUUAUAUGAUUGGUUUUACGGAAUUUCCUAGUGACUUGUGUAGUAGUUUAAUAUCUUCAGCAUCUACAAACUUGACAGGUCAAAUUGACUUAGAAGAGUUCCUAUAUCUCAUGACUGAUCUUAUGGGAUGGAUGUACGCUUUUAACGAACAUGAUGAUCGGAGGGGAUGUGUGAGUUCAUUCAAAUUUCGUGAUUUAUUGAAAAGUGCAGGUUAUAGCGUCAGUAAUAGAGUUCUCCAUACUUUGACACAUCGAUAUCUAGAUCACAAACAAGACCAUAUUAACUUUGAAAGCUACCUACAUUGUAUGGCACACCUUAAACUUGCCUUUGAUGUCAUAUCGUUCCACCCGAAAAACGAUAAGGGUAUUCUAAAGUUUAGUCGCGAAGAUUACCUACGUUUAUCUCUUUCUACAUAAACUGUCAUGUAUUAUUGGGAAUUCAAUGAAUGCAUUAUUCAUAAUAACUUGGACAUAAAUAUUCAUCCGAUUACCUAAAUAAUUUAAUCACUAUGUAAAUCAACCAUGUUGAUUAGUUUCACUAGUGUUUACUUUUUUCUAGAAUUUUGUGAAUAGUUAAUAAAAUGUUUCUUUUUUUCACUGUUUUAACAAUGACUAUUAACUCUGUUAUACAAAUUUUAAAAAAAGGAAUGGAAUGAUACAAGUAUGUUUAUUUGUUUGUUCUUUUGUUUUUGUUCGAUUUGUAUUGAUUUCAUAUGAGAUAUGAUAUUUACACAACAACUAUUUGCACCAUGUAAAAUUAUAUCUGACUGUUUGUCAAUAUUAUAAGUGUAAACAAUACAGUAAUCUUCUAGAAUAUCAGCUCGACAAAUGGACCAUAUAAAUUCAGUUCUCAUCGAUUACUUCUGAAGAUAUAUAUAAUUUUAUGAAAAAAAAGGUGAUUAGUGAAGAGAAUUAAA
Schistosoma bovis is the source of this 3461-nucleotide messenger RNA. The record is from the annotation of a GenBank genome assembly. NCBI's taxonomy places the organism in Eukaryota, Metazoa, Platyhelminthes, Trematoda, Strigeidida, Schistosomatidae.